GGCGGCCGGGGCGUGGGAGGGAAUCGGGCUCCGCCAAUCCGAGGUGAGAGUGAGGGAAGUGACACUGAUUGAGCGCCGUCUGUGUACUGUUUCCACUGUCCUCACAAGACUGCGCAUUUUGUAGAUGAGGAAACUUGUUGAAUCCCUCGAAAUUACACGGCCAACUCCCUCGGCCGCAACCUUCGGCCCCAGCUCCCGCUCCGUCUGGGCCAGCCCUUGGCCCCCUCCUUCCCGGUACUUCGGAAAUCUGACGAACGGCCCAAACGCCAGGUCGCUGCUCUGAGAGAUGCAGCGGUAACAGCAGGGCCGCGGCGGCAGCGGGAAAGCUGGUCCUUCGCUGCCCAGCGAGCUGAGCCUGCGGGAAUGGCAGGCUCGGGGAGCCUGGUCCUGAGGCCAUGGAUUCGAGAGCUGAUCCUGGGGUCAGAGUUACUCUCAAGUCCACGGGCCGGGCAGCUGCUGAAGGUACUGCAGGACGCCGAGGCCCCGGGCCCAUCCCGCGCCCCUAACGUGUCUGACGUCGAGACUACGCUGCUUGUGUCCGACGGGACCCACAGUGUCCGAUGCCUGGUGACGCGGGAGGCCCUGGAUACCUCGGACUGGGAAGAGAAGGAAUUCGGAUUCCGCGGAGCCGAGGGCCGGCUGCUGCUGCUACGGAACUGCAGGGUCUGCAUCCAGGUCUCGGAGGGCGGCACGCCUGCAGAGUUUUACCUCCAAGUGAACCGCUUCAGCCUGCUGCCCACAGAGCAGCCCCGGGUGUGGGUGAUGGAUUGCCACCAGGACUUAGAUGUGCAGAAAAAGCUCUGUGACUGCCUUGAGGACCACCUUUCAGAGUGUACCUCUUCCAACACAGGCCUAUCCCUGUCUCAGCUUUUGGAUGAGGUGCAGGAGGACCAGGAGCAUCGGGGAGCGCUCGUUCGGCUGGCCGAGAGCUGCCUGGUGCUGGCAGGCCCUUGUGCAGCGCCCACUCUCACCCGCUGGGCUGCCUCACGCUGUAGGGCCCUGGAGGAAACCGUGUACACUGUCCCCAGCCUGUUGCUGCACAUCCCCGAGAACGAGCAGCAAGUUCUGAGCUCUCUGGGCCCAGGCCACAGGCCGCAAGGGACACCUGCGUUACCCAAGCACGUGCCAUCACACGAAGGUGAUACCAGCACCAGUCUUCAGCCUGCCCUGCCCUUGGCUACUCCAGACCCAGUGCAGGACAACAGCCAGCCCCUGCCAGCCCACUGCUCAGCUGCCAGUCCCACACUUCUUCCCAGCUCCCCACAGUCCAGCCAGGCAGGCAGUUCCUCACUCCUGACCUGUACUCCCAGUCUCUCACCCCUUAGUCAUGUCCCCCUUCAACACCAGGCCCCUGUGACCAGGUCCCAGAAACCUAGCCUGGAGUUCAAGGAGCUAGGUCUGUCCACCAAGAACCAACAGCAAGAACCAAGGAGCAGAUCCACGGAGGGGACCCAGGAGUCCACUGUGUGGGCUCCUCCAACAAGGCAUCGUGAUGGUUCUACCUUCCAAUAUAAGUACCAGCCACCCUGCUCCUCCCUCUGUGCCCAGGUCCAAGCCACCAGGCUCCCUCCCCAGCUCAUGGCCUGGGCCUUGCACUUUCUGACGGAGCCCCAGCUGGAGUCCGAAGUAACCCAGGUGUGAGGGGGUCCUGCAGGCAGCCUGGGGGUGAACACAAAGUGUCCCACACUCUGCUUCCUUUGCGUUUUUUAAUAAAAUAAUCUCAUGCGGCAGGA
Messenger RNA from Oryctolagus cuniculus (rabbit), 1733 nucleotides. It is a transcript of the gene ACD, whose product is annotated as ACD shelterin complex subunit and telomerase recruitment factor. Gene Ontology annotation, cellular component: shelterin complex; chromosome, telomeric region; telomerase holoenzyme complex. Gene Ontology annotation, molecular function: telomeric repeat DNA binding. The record is from RefSeq and is a predicted model, not a curated record. Gene Ontology annotation, biological process: telomere capping; protein localization to chromosome, telomeric region; negative regulation of telomere maintenance via telomerase. NCBI's taxonomy places the organism in Eukaryota, Metazoa, Chordata, Mammalia, Lagomorpha, Leporidae.